UCUCUCUCUCCACCCAGCAUUGCUAGGUUUCCCUCUCUCUCCCCCUCUUUGCCCCUCAUUCCCGCCUCUCUUUCAAGGCUCGUUUUCGAUUCAUUGAUUGGAUGGUCCAUAUUUGUCCAUCCAUGACUAUGACUCCUCCUCCCUUGGAUCGGGAAGAUGACGAGAUGCUUAUCUUGUAUUUUAAUUUUGUCAAAGGCCCGCAACCGAUGGAAGCUGAGGAGAAAGAGCCAUAUGAAGCAAUGGGCAGGGUGGAUCAGAAGCGUUACAAGGAAGCCAUGGCUGGUUACAAGAAUCCCCCCAUGAACAUUGAUUCAGGAUGUGAGUCUGAUAGUGAGUGAUGUGCAGCAUCUACUACUCGCUAUUUUUGAAGGGUUCUGAAUCUGUGGCAUGCUUCUCAUGCAUACUUUGAGAACAUGUGCCUAUGCCUAAAAUAUAGAUGUAAUGAAGUCUGCUCCACAGGUUGCAAUGCAAAUUUGUGUUUAACUGGAAAGACAGUUAUUCUAGAAAUGGUAAUUAACUUACAUGC
Molecule: messenger RNA, 526 nt
Organism: Magnolia sinica
Lineage: Eukaryota; Viridiplantae; Streptophyta; Magnoliopsida; Magnoliales; Magnoliaceae
Product: FACT complex subunit SSRP1-like
Exons: 3
Coding region: 102-338 (78 amino acids)
Source: RefSeq, a predicted model, not a curated record